Molecule: messenger RNA, 2457 nt
Organism: Myripristis murdjan (pinecone soldierfish)
Lineage: Eukaryota; Metazoa; Chordata; Actinopteri; Holocentriformes; Holocentridae
Product: zinc finger protein 768
Exons: 6
Coding region: 232-1980 (582 amino acids)
Biological process (GO): regulation of transcription by RNA polymerase II
Cellular component (GO): PcG protein complex; chromatin; transcription regulator complex
Molecular function (GO): DNA-binding transcription factor activity, RNA polymerase II-specific; RNA polymerase II cis-regulatory region sequence-specific DNA binding
Source: RefSeq, a predicted model, not a curated record
GCACUGUUGAAGGAGGCGAGAAGGAAAACAGUACCUGGGAGAGAAGGGGAGAAGUUGGAUGUCUUUUUUCCUUUGUCACUCCGCCUCUGUGCUUAUGAACAGCGGCGAGGCUGAUCCGUGAACCCUUAACUCACCCGGCCUCUCGCCGUUUGACCUCUUGUUCUUCUGAUUUCAGGCAACAAACGAACCAUCAGGUCCAGUCCCACAUUCACUUGACCCAAACCCGUGACCAUGAUGGAGGAAUCAGUGACCACGUUCGAGACCCACCUCACCGCCGUGAUGGACAGUCUCAUCCGAGCCUCGGUGUGUGAGAUCACCAAACUCUUCCAGGAGACAGUGAACGACUACCUGGUGGAGCUGUCCCUCAACCGGAAGGAGAACGAGGCUCUGAAGCUCCGGCUCAGGCUGACCGAGAACAAGCUGAGAAACGAGCGCAAGUAUGGGAUGGGCUGGGCUGCCAACCGCCGCAAUGCCGGACUGGUGGCCGAGGACGGAGCCGGAGGGCGGAAGAAACGGAAAGUUCAGGUGCCAAGAGGCAAGUCAAAGAAGGGCCCAGCAGCAGCCUAUGGCAAGGGCUGGCCUGGAGGUGUGUGGGAGGAAGGAGGAGGCAGCGACGGCGGGGGCGGCGGAGGAGGAGGAAGAGGAAGCGGAGGAGCUGUGGGGAUGGGAGGAGGAGGAGGAGGGGGGAAGGAGGCCAGGGAGAUGUACCUCAUCCAGUUCCCUGGGGACGAAGAGGAUGAGGGAGGGAUGGUGGAGGACGAGGAAGGGGAGGGCAGCCUCAGUGGAGAGGGGGAGGAGACGGCCAACAUCAAAGAGGAGUUUGCUCAGCUAGAGGGCUAUCAACCAGCUUCUCUCCGGCUAAUCAAGGAGGCUUUGAAGAUGGACCCACCCAACCAGAACCUCCACACGGGCUCCAGAGGCCAGAGCGAAGGAGACUUGUCGGAUCGUCCCCCAGCUCUUCAUUCAGGACAGAGGGAGGAGGAGAAUUGGGAGGUUGGCUCAGCGGAGCCAUCAGAGGGAGGCAUGACCAUGGAUGAGCUAAGGGGUCUGGAGACGGCACUCAGAGCUGAGAGGGGGCGCGAGCAGGCCGCCAUGAGAGCCUCUAAGCCAGUCAGCCCCAACCCAGAGAUAUUACCAGGCAGUGAGAUCAGCUUGGCCCCCAAAUACAUCGGCUUGGAUGGACUAGAACAGGACGGGGAGUUGGAGCCGCAGCCGCCUACCCUGGAGAGAGAGGACCUGCUGGUGCAGGGCAGGCUGAAGGACGGGCUGAGGGUGGGAGGGGUGGCGGGGGUGGAGCUGAGGUCGGGCUGGGCUAAGAGACUGAGAGAGGGGGACUUGACUGCAGUCAUGACUGGAGACGGCGUGGUGGAGCAUGGAGAGCCGGACGAGCUGCCUCACCUGUCCACCCCGGGCAGUGCCGGGGACAGCGGAGGGGAAGAAGACGGAGGCGGUGACUUGCUGCACUUUUGCCCCCAGUGUGGAGGAGGCUUCACGUCUGAGGCCGAGUUGGAGGAGCACCCCUGUCCACUAGGAGGCGCCCAUUUACAGAGCAGCAGAGUCGAGGACACUCCUUUCCCCUGCGCCUCCUGCGGCAACUCCUUCAGCCACGCCUGGGCGUUAAAGAACCACGAGUGUGCUUGCGCCGCCGAGCGGCCGCACUGCUGUGAGAUCUGUGGAAAGCGCUUCACACACUCGCGCUCACUGGAACGCCAUCAGCUGGUGCACACAGGCGAGAGACCACAUCGGUGCCCACAGUGUGGGCGCAGCUUCAGUCGUCUAGGCAACCUGGAGCGCCACCAGCGGAUCCACACUGGUGAGCGUCCGUACGGGUGCGAGGCGUGCGGGAAGCGGUUCAGCCGCGUGGAGUAUCUAAAGAGACACCAGCUGAUUCACAACAGUGAAAAGGCAGCUCUCCAGUGCUCCCACUGUGGGAGGAGCUUUAGUGAUGUGGAGCAACUGAAAAGCCACCAGUGCUUUUAAGCCUCUUGCGAAAUUAUUUGACUGAACUGGGAGGAAGAAGCCGUUGAGUUGAUGAGUGAGGUGAAUGUGAUAGGAUGUAGGAAUCUGGUGAAUGUGAAAGGUUGAUGCUUGUGUUAUUCUCAGUGAUUUGGUGCUAUAUUUCUUACAGCAUCUGACAAGACAAAAAGUUGAACUGAUAUUUUGGCAUAGCAGAGGAAUUGACAGGAAGUCAAUUGUACAUGGCAUUUCCCCAAAUAAAAAGAAGUAAAAAUCCGUUGGACAUUAAGCAAUUAUGUUUGGAGGUGAUAUUACGUGUACAUAGAAAACCUUGUACUUAUUUAUUAUUCUCAAAAAAUGUACAUUUUUUAUCUUUGUAUCAAUAAUUCAUCUUCCUGUAAAAUAAAAUAUGAUGGCCUUGUUUUUUCUGAAAAUAUCAUUAUUGACAUUUUGGUAUUUUGUAUGUUUUUUUGUUUGUUUGUUUUUUCUUUGUUUGUUUCG